CAAAACAAAAAAUUUUAUCUUCGAAACAUGUGUGUUAAACAAGACUGAAUUUAAUAAAAUUCUUUUUGUUUAAAUUUAACAAAAAUCAAAACAAAAUUAACCAUGAGUUCACCAUCAGAAAAAGCACUACAAAUUCUUAAAUAUUUGCCACGUGUUAGCUUAAACAAUCUGGUUAAAGAUCCAUAUGCAAUUCGAAAGAAACGAGGUAAAUCAACAAAAGAUUAUCUAAAAGAAUUUGCUAUCAAUAAAAGUAAUCGUGAACGAAGACGUUUUUGGCCAGUUGGUUAUGAAGGUGGUCGUACACCAUUUUAUAUGAAAAUUCCAAUUGAAAAUUAUUAUCGAAAUUUUGGACAUCGACGUCAAUAUCCACCAUUAAGUUUAUAUCAGCUGCAAAUGUUAAUCGAUAAUGGUGUUGUUGAUCCAUGCUGUCCAAUUGAUUUAUCAACAUUAUGUAAUUCACAAUUUUAUUCAAUUGAUCCAUCAUUAUCACAUUAUGGUGUUAAUCUUAUUGAUCAAGGUUUAGAUAAUUUUCGUAGUAAAAUUAAUAUCGAAGUACAAUAUACAACUGAACCGGUUAUUGCUGCUAUCGAACGUAAUGGUGGUCAAAUAACAACAGCAUAUUUCGAUAUUAAAAGUGUUCAAGCAUUAAUGAAUCCAUUAAAAUUUUUCGAACAAGGUUUACCAAUACCAAAACGUUCUCUGCCAACUGAAGAUGCAUUUGAAUAUUAUUCGAAUCCGAAAAAUCGUGGCUAUCUUGCCGAUCCAAAAGAUAUUGAAAAAGAACGUUUAUUAUUGGCACAAAAAUAUGGUUAUGAAUUGAAAAAUUCAAAUGAUGAUCCAAUGAUGACAAUGAGAAAAAAUCCUCGGCAAAUAUUUUUUGGUUUAGAACCUGGUUGGCUGGUUAAUCUGCGUGAUCAAGAAAUACUUGCGCCAAGUAAUGAUGAAUAUAAAGAAUAUUAUCGAAAUUGAUUUAGUUUUGGUUUGAUCAUUAAAAAAAUUUAUUGAAUAAAAUUUGUAAAUUUCUUUUAGCAU
Dermatophagoides pteronyssinus (European house dust mite) is the source of this 1032-nucleotide messenger RNA. It is a transcript of the gene mRpL15, whose product is annotated as mitochondrial ribosomal protein L15. Gene Ontology annotation, molecular function: structural constituent of ribosome. Lineage: Eukaryota; Metazoa; Arthropoda; Arachnida; Sarcoptiformes; Pyroglyphidae. Gene Ontology annotation, biological process: translation. Gene Ontology annotation, cellular component: mitochondrial large ribosomal subunit. The record is from RefSeq and is a predicted model, not a curated record.